Molecule: messenger RNA, 502 nt
Organism: Chrysoperla carnea
Lineage: Eukaryota; Metazoa; Arthropoda; Insecta; Neuroptera; Chrysopidae
Exons: 3
Coding region: 17-502 (161 amino acids)
Source: RefSeq, a predicted model, not a curated record
AUUAGAUCCCACAAAAAUGCAUAAAAGUCGUUCAAGAGUAAAUGUUUCUACAUUUGGCAAACGUGCUCUUUUGGCUGCAUCGGCUACAAUAACACCAGUUUCAUAUAUGCGAAUAAAAUUUUUCCAAUAUAAUUCCGAUGCAUCCCCAAGAUUAUCAUUAGGUAAGAACAUAGAACGUGAUUUAAUGGUAAAUUUGAACUGUCCAAUACGUUUAUUAAUGGAAUAUGUUCGGGUUAAAGCAAAUAUUCCAGUAGAAAUUGAUUUUGAUUUAUUUGAUGAAAUGGGUAAUUUAAAACAUACAUUUGAUGCACCUGUGCAAAAGAUGGCGAGCAAAAUACUUUUUCCGAAAGCUAUAUAUUUUAUUGUAAUACUUCCAAAAAACGAAAUAGGCAUUGUAUUAAAACCAACAAUUUUAAUAAAUCGUGGUUCACGUCUUAACGCAGAUUAUGUUACACGUAUUCGUCGUCAAUUACAACAUUCAGGUAGAAAAACCGCUAAGUAG